Molecule: messenger RNA, 2166 nt
Organism: Theobroma umbraticum
Lineage: Eukaryota; Viridiplantae; Streptophyta; Magnoliopsida; Malvales; Malvaceae
Product: long chain base biosynthesis protein 2a
Biological process (GO): sphingosine biosynthetic process; ceramide biosynthetic process
Cellular component (GO): serine palmitoyltransferase complex
Molecular function (GO): serine C-palmitoyltransferase activity; pyridoxal phosphate binding
Source: RefSeq, a predicted model, not a curated record
GCAGGAGGGAGGGUGAGCCAAAAAAGGGUGCCUAAUCAUCAAUUCGGGUAAACGGAUAAUCGGAUAAUCGGAUAAUCGCCCAAUCGGAUCUCCUCGUGCACCGAAUCUUUAUCAAAAGGACCCUUUCUCAGUUCCCAUCCCUAUGAUUCUCCAUCGUAUCUUUUCCUUUUGAUUUCUUCAUUUUCUCAGCUGACAGCAUUUUCUUCCUUCCCUACAAAUAAAACGCAAGAAAUCAUUGAAAAAAGUUUGAAAAAUGAUUGCAAUUCCUUAUUUAACUGCUUUAACCACGUACUUUAGCUAUGGAUUGCUGUUUGCUUUUGGUCAAAUCAGAGAUUUCUUUCGCAAAUUCAUCGAUUGGUGCUGCACCUCCAAUAAUCUUCAGGGUUAUGCUCCAAUCUGCUUAGGACUCGAAGAUUUCUAUAUCCGCCGAUUGUAUCUCCGUAUUCAGGAUUGUUUCGGGAGACCGAUUGCUAGUGCCCCUGAUGCUUGGUUUGAUGUGGUUGAACGCUAUUCCAAGGACAAUAAUAAGACCUUAAAACGAACUGCGAAUAUGAGUAGAUGUCUUAACUUAGGAUCAUACAACUAUCUUGGUUUUGCUGCAGCAGAUGAAUACUGCACACCUCGUGCAAUUGAGUCGUUAAAUAGAUUUUCACCGAGUACCUGCAGUAGCCGGGUGGAUGGUGGUACAACCAUACUGCAUAAUGAACUGGAGGAGUGUGUUGCUAGGUUUGUUGGCAAACCUGCUGCUAUAGUUUUCGGUAUGGGUUAUGUGACAAAUUCUGCUAUACUUCCAGUACUAGUUGGGAAGGGGAGCUUAAUUAUCAGUGACUCCUUGAACCACAACUCCAUUGUCAAUGGUGCACGAGGAUCUGGAGCUACCAUUCGUGUUUUCCAGCAUAAUACACCCUCUCACUUGGAGGAAGUUUUAAGAGAACAAAUUGCGGACGGACAACCUAGGACUCAUAGACCAUGGAAGAAGAUUGUGGUUAUAGUGGAGGGAAUAUACAGCAUGGAAGGGGAGCUCUGUAAACUUCCUGAGAUCAUAGCAAUUUGCAAAAAAUAUAAGGCAUAUACAUACUUGGAUGAGGCUCACAGCAUUGGAGCAGUAGGGAAAACUGGAAGAGGUGUCUGUGAGCUCUUAGGAGUUGAUCCGGCUGAUGUGGAUAUUAUGAUGGGAACUUUUACAAAAUCAUUUGGAUCAUGUGGUGGCUAUAUUGCUGGAUCCAAGGAACUUAUUCAAUAUUUAAAGUAUACUUGUCCAGCUCAUCUUUAUGCAACUUCAAUCUCACCACCUGCUGCUCAACAAAUAAUAUCUUCCAUAAAGGUUAUUCUUGGGGAGGAUGGUUCCAAUAGAGGUGCCCAGAAACUUGCGCAAAUACGUGAGAACAGCAACUUUUUCCGGUCUGAAUUGAUAAAAAUGGGUUUUGAGGUUCUUGGGGAUAAUGAUUCCCCAGUUAUGCCAAUUAUGCUUUACAACCCAGCCAAAAUCCCUGCCUUCUCACGAGAGUGCCUCAAGCAGAAUGUGGCUGUUGUGACAGUGGCUUUUCCUGCCACACCAUUGCUGUUGGCAAGGGCACGUAUAUGUUUAUCUGCUUCUCAUACCAAGGAAGAUCUGAUUAAAGCCUUGGAGGUUAUCAGCCGGGUCGGGGAUCUUGUGGGUAUAAAAUAUUUCCCUGCAGAACCAGAGAAACAGCAGCAAGAAGAAAGGAUGAAGUUGGAAUGAGAAAUAAGAAAGGUUGGAAUGUACCUUAAUCCAGCAACAAGAAGAGAGGAUGGAGAAGGUGGAGUAAAAACUCCCAGCGUAUUUUAUUCCCUUGGUAUGAAUGAUGGUUUCCUUUUGAUCUAAUUCUUAGAAUUGCCGUAAUAGGUAAUUUACUGCAGUUUCUGUAGAAGGGUUUCAUACCUUGCUCCAAGAGAGCCUGUCUGUUCAUACAUAGGGGAGUUAAGCAGUCCUCUUAUCUUUUCUGAGACGGUGUUUCUUUUUUGUUUGAUUUAUUUAUUUAAAUUUUGUCUUAUGUUUUGAUAAUCUGUAGAUAAAGCAAUUUGUAUUUUGUAACCUGCCUUGAUCUCCUCGGUUGUGAUUGGGAAAUAAUAAUACGUUGAAGUAUCAUGCUUGGCCUUUGGGCUUUGCCCUUGGGUAUGUAUAUGAGCUUUCUCUUUCGUAGA